AUGAAUUCAAGCCAUGGGGACGAGAAACUCGCGUCGGCCGCCUCAUCCGCCCAUUUCUACUAUCAGAUAAUCAUCUUCGUCAACACAAAAAUCCUGAUUCCACAGAUUCUGUUCGGAUGCGGCGGAAAUAUCCUCAACCUGAUUGUGUUAUUGAGUCGUGCAAUGCGAAGUAGAACAAAUCUGAUCUUCUCAGCUAUGGCGUUUGCGGAUCUGUUUUUUCUCAUCCUCCAUAUCCCGACUGUGCUCUUCUAUACGCGAGUGUUCAUGCAUUCACAAUGGUAUCGAGGACUAGCGCAAUAUGUUUCAGGAAUGACCAAUUGGUUCUCAGCAAUUUCUAUUUGGUGUAUGAUGUAUGCAACAAUCGAACGCGUUCAAGUUUUCCGGAGUCCAUUCAGAACAUCGAAACGAUCAACGUCACCACGUUUCAUCGCCAUAAUGUUUCUGAUCGUUGUCGGCAGUCUGUUUCUCACCCUCAUUCACUUUGUUUCCCCGAAAACACGAGCCGUUCACAAGAUAUCGCGAUAUUUGGUGCUACUUCACAUGCUUCUUGUCGUCCUGGUCCCGCUGAUCGUCUCCGCUGCUCUCAACAUUCUCUUGAUUCUAGCUCUUAAACAAAACUCGAUGCCUCUCCGAAUGCUGAAUGAUAGUCAUGUCCACCAAAGUCUGAUUAUCGCUAGGAGCAAGACCGAGCGAAAAGUCACUAUAAUGGUGAGUGUGAUCCUUACAAGCUUCAUUAUUUGCAAUGCGCCUGGAGCGAUUUUCUUCCUUUUCAAGGAGCAUGAUCAUAAAAAUUUCGACAAGGAGCCACGAAACGUAAUGAUCCAAGCGGUGUGCAACUCUCUGACCGUUACUGGAAAGGUGUUGAACUUCUUGCUUUUCUGUUUGUCUUCCGAGCAUUUCCGUGCACUUCUAAAGAAGCGACUAUGCUACCUUCUCCAUUGGAACAUGAACCGAAGGAAUACCUACAGUACUACCGCCACCAAAACAUUUAGUGUUCCUUUAAGCGAUAUCUAA
Caenorhabditis bovis is the source of this 1014-nucleotide messenger RNA. The record is from the annotation of a GenBank genome assembly. NCBI's taxonomy places the organism in Eukaryota, Metazoa, Nematoda, Chromadorea, Rhabditida, Rhabditidae.